Nicotiana tabacum (common tobacco) is the source of this 834-nucleotide messenger RNA. The record is from RefSeq and is a predicted model, not a curated record. Lineage: Eukaryota; Viridiplantae; Streptophyta; Magnoliopsida; Solanales; Solanaceae.
CUGAUUUAGUGUGGCAAAUCUGCAGCAAGGUGACCCGAUUGAGCAACGGUACAAGGAAUACAUGGAGAGGGGUUCCAUGAUCGAUCAAUUUGUUUAUUGCAUAAAUAGUUACAGAGAGGCGGCAAUGUCAAAUGAUCCUAAGUUUGAUCACAUUGAUUUAGCAGAGAAGAAGAAGGUUCUGAACGAGUGUGUCGAAACUGAGGCUUGGUUUAGAGAGAAAAAGCAGCAGCAGGAUGCUCUUCCGAAAUAUGCCAACCCUGUUCUUCUGUCGGCUGAUGUUAGGAAAAAAGCAGAGGCACUUGAUAGGGUUUGUAGGCCUAUAAUGACAAAGCCUAAGCCGGUAAAGCCAGCAACUCCUGAAACACCAUCAUCUCAACCUCCUCAAGGAGGUGAGCAACAACCUCCUCCAGGAGGUGAGCAACAACCUCAGGGUGCAGAAAGUCCGAAUUCAGGAAAUGCAAAUACAGCUGAGGGUGCCAGUGCUGGAAGUGCAGUACCACCUGCUGCUGAGCCAAUGGAUACAGACAAAUCUGAGACCGUGCCAAGUGCUUCAUGAGUUAAGUUGAAAGUUUGAUCUUCAGAUAUUUUAUGAAGGCAAAGACUUGGUUCGAAUUGUAUUGUUUUGCAUUUUAACCAUAUCUUUUUGAAGGAUCUAUACCGAUCAACAUUUUGUCAUUAGAUUGUUGCGAUCAAUUUCGUCCAUCCAUUUGCCCAGUCAAGUUAUAUUAAUGAUACCGACUCUGUAAAAUCCUGCUUUUCAGAGGGUUUUAAAAAAAUUCAAUUGCUGUUGCUUUGUCCCACAUAUCUCUUAGCUAAAUGAGAUUUGCUGAGUCC